Molecule: messenger RNA, 654 nt
Organism: Stylonychia lemnae
Lineage: Eukaryota; Ciliophora; Spirotrichea; Sporadotrichida; Oxytrichidae
Source: the annotation of a GenBank genome assembly
AUGAAGAUCCACUACUUCCCAUUAAGCGGCCCCUCACAUAUUGUCUUGAAUGUUGCUGACUAACUAGGUGUCGAGUAUGAAAAGGUUCUUGUCAAUAUCACGGGAGGAGAUCAACAUAAAGAUGAAUUCGUCAAGAAGAACGGCAACAAGAAGGUUCCAGUCUUGGAAGAUGAUGAUGGAACUACUCUCUCUGAGGCUAUGAGCAUCAUUAAAUAUCUUUCAGAUAAACACUCAAGUGACCUCUACCCAAAGGACUUAAAAGAAAGAGCUUUGGUUGAUAUGCACCUAGCAGCGUUGAAUGAUGCUAGAUCUGCAGGUCUUGGUCUUGUAUAUUUCGAGGUGAUCUUCCCAAGGUAGGAUCCACCCAUUAUCAUAAACCCAAUGAUCAUUGGUCUACUUAGACAGAACGUUGAAAAGAUUCUUGGAGAUUACAACACUUAGGUAGAAGGAAAAGAUUACGCUGUACUCGACAGACUAACUCUUGUGGACUUUGUUCUUAGUGGUAUCUUUAUUUGGCUUGCCUUCAUCCAGUAUGACCCCUCCGAAAAAUUCCCUCAUCUCUGCACUUAUUUUAAGAAUCUUUCAGAGAAAUUGCCAAGACUCCUAGAUUGCUAGAGGAAUUUCCACGAGAAUUUAAAAGCUCUGUCUGAAUGA